AUGAGAUUAAAUAUAUAUCUUAUAUCACAUCCCAUAAUCAAACAAUUAUCACUAGCUAUAAUCAAUACCAACUUAAACAAUAAACACGUAUAUCAAGAUAAUGCAAAAUUACUAGGUCGCUUAUUAAUAUAUGAAACAGUACGAAAAUGGAUGACUAUUCACUAUAUUUCUAUCAAAAAUAUAGAUUCAAAAAAAGAGUUAUAUAAAUUUGACCGUAAAGAAUCUUAUAGAAUACUAGCUAACUUAGUCGAAUGCGCUGAUAUAGUAUCAGAUAUCAACACUAUACUACCACAAAUGUAUUUAGAACAUGUCAACUCUAAUAAUCAUAACCAAAAUAGUUAUAAAGAUAUAAAUAUUAUUAAAAAAGAAAAAAUUAUAAUUAUUGAAAAAUUCUUAAACAACUACUCUAUUAUUAGACUACUUGACUAUUUACUAAUAGAAAAAAAAGUCCAAAUUAGUCAAAUAAAAAUAAUGUGUAUAACAUGCUCUAAUAAUAUCUGUGAGUAUUUAGGGAACAAAUAUCAAUCUUUAGAAAUAUACACAACCAAAAUGUAUAAAUAUUAA
Molecule: messenger RNA, 564 nt
Organism: Chondrus crispus (carragheen)
Lineage: Eukaryota; Rhodophyta; Florideophyceae; Gigartinales; Gigartinaceae
Source: the annotation of a RefSeq genome assembly